Messenger RNA from Loxodonta africana (African savanna elephant), 1301 nucleotides. RefSeq names its product parvin beta (gene PARVB). Gene Ontology annotation, molecular function: actin binding. The transcript has 13 exons. Bases 43 to 1131 code for a protein of 362 amino acids. The record is from RefSeq and is a predicted model, not a curated record. Gene Ontology annotation, biological process: substrate adhesion-dependent cell spreading; establishment or maintenance of cell polarity; actin cytoskeleton organization. Gene Ontology annotation, cellular component: focal adhesion; actin cytoskeleton; lamellipodium. Lineage: Eukaryota; Metazoa; Chordata; Mammalia; Proboscidea; Elephantidae.
GCGAGCGGGCGGGCGGCGGCCACCCGGCUCCCAGCGCGGCCCAUGUCGUCUGCUGCGUCGCCCCCUUGGCCGCAAAGGAUGAAGAAGGACGAGUCGUUCCUGGGCAAGCUGGGAGGCACGCUGGCCAGGAAAAAGAGGGCCAAAGAGGUGAGUGACCUUCAGGAAGAAGGCAAAAAUGCCAUCAACUCAUCACUGUCCCCUGCCUUGGUGGAUAUUCACCCUGAAGACACCCUGCUAGAGGAGAAUGAGGAGCGUACGAUGAUUGACCCCACCUCCAAGGAAGAUCCCAAGUUCAAGGAGCUAGUCAAGGUCCUCAUCGACUGGGUCAACGACGUCCUGGUGGAGGAGAGGAUCAUUGUGAAGCAGCUGGAGGAGGACCUCUAUGACGGCCAGGUGCUGCAGAAACUCUUGGAGAAACUAGCGGACCGCAAGCUGAAUGUGGCCGAGGUGACACAGUCGGAAAUCGGGCAGAAGCAGAAGCUACAGACGGUGCUAGAGGCCGUGCAUGAACUGCUGCGGCCCCACGGCUGGGCGCUCCGCUGGAAUGUUGACGCCAUUCAUGGUAAGAACCUGGUGGCCAUCCUCCACCUCCUCGUCUCUCUGGCCAUGCACUUCCGGGCCCCGAUCCGGCUUCCGGAACAUGUCUCCGUGCAGGUGGUGGUCGUGCGGAAACGGGAAGGCCUCCUGCAUUCCAACCACAUCACGGAGGAGCUGACCACGACCUCAGAGAUGAUGAUGGGCAGGUUCGAGCGGGACGCCUUUGACACCCUCUUUGACCACGCCCCGGACAAGCUCAGCCUGGUGAAGAAGUCUCUCAUCACGUUUGUCAACAAGCACCUCAACAAGCUGAAUUUGGAAGUGACGGAGCUAGAAAGCCAGUUUGCAGAUGGCGUGUACCUGGUCCUGCUCAUGGGCCUUCUGGAAAACUACUUUGUCCCUCUCCACAACUUCUACUUAACCCCAGACAGCUUUGACCAGAAGGUCCACAACGUGGCGUUCGCCUUUGAGCUGAUGCUGGAGGGGGGACUCAAGAAACCCAAGGCUCGCCCUGAAGAUGUGGUGAACCUGGACCUCAAGUCCACGUUGAGGGUCCUGUACAACCUGUUCACCAAGUACAAGAACAUGGAGUGACGGCAGAGACGUUGCAGGGACAGUUUCCGGCAAGAAGAGGAUGUCUGUGCCCCGUGCUUCCCACGGAGGUGCCUGUGGCUUCCCACUGCCCUUCUCACUGGUUGUCCCUUACUCCUUGCCAUGUGUCUUCUCAGUGGGGAGGAGCCUUUGAACACGGAGGGUUUUAAGAA